Messenger RNA from Xenopus laevis (African clawed frog), 882 nucleotides. RefSeq names its product paired like homeobox 2B L homeolog (gene phox2b.L). The record is from RefSeq and is marked provisional. Gene Ontology annotation, cellular component: nucleus. Gene Ontology annotation, molecular function: RNA polymerase II transcription regulatory region sequence-specific DNA binding; DNA-binding transcription factor activity, RNA polymerase II-specific; DNA binding. Lineage: Eukaryota; Metazoa; Chordata; Amphibia; Anura; Pipidae. Gene Ontology annotation, biological process: regulation of DNA-templated transcription; regulation of transcription by RNA polymerase II; enteric nervous system development.
AUGUAUAAAAUGGAAUAUUCUUACCUCAAUUCCUCCGCCUAUGAGUCGUGCAUGGCUGGCAUGGACACUUCUAGCCUGGCCUCAGCCUAUGCCGAUUUCAGCUCGUGCAGCCAAGCCAGUGGCUUCCAGUAUAAUCCUAUCAGGACCACUUUUGGGGCCACUUCAGGUUGCCCGUCCCUCACCCCAGGAUCCUGCAGCCUCGGCACUCUCAGAGACCAUCAGAGCAGCCCCUAUGCAGCAGUUCCUUACAAGCUAUUCACUGAUCACGGAGGGCUGAAUGAGAAGAGGAAACAGAGAAGAAUACGCACAACCUUCACCAGCGCGCAGCUUAAGGAACUAGAGAGAGUAUUCGCAGAGACCCAUUACCCUGAUAUCUACACCCGCGAGGAACUGGCGCUCAAGAUAGACCUGACUGAAGCCAGAGUGCAGGUCUGGUUCCAGAACCGCAGGGCCAAGUUCAGGAAGCAGGAAAGAGCAGCAGCAGCGGCAGCAGCAGCAGCCAAAAAUGGCUCCUCGGGCAAGAAAUCAGACUCCUCGCGGGACGAAGAGAGCAAGGACUCCAAGAGUGCCGACCCUGACAGCACCGGGGGGCCCGUGAAUAAUCCGAACCCCACUCCCAGCUGUGGUGGAGGGCCAAGUCCUAGCGGGGUACAGGGAAAUGGGGUCCCACAGGAGCCAGGCAAGGUCGGAAUGCAGGGGCCUGGAAGCCUGGCAUCAGCAUCAGUUGUAGGAGUCACAGGUGGACCACAAGGCUGGGCAACUGGGCCAGGAGGCACCAUCACCUCUAUCCCUGACUCCUUAGGAGGCCCCUUCGCCAGUGUCUUAUCUUCUCUGCAGAGACCCAACAGCACCAAAGCCACUCUAGUCAAGAGCAUGUUCUGA